Molecule: messenger RNA, 4965 nt
Organism: Lachancea thermotolerans CBS 6340
Lineage: Eukaryota; Fungi; Ascomycota; Saccharomycetes; Saccharomycetales; Saccharomycetaceae
Gene: RPA190
Product: DNA-directed RNA polymerase I core subunit RPA190
Exons: 1
Coding region: 1-4965 (1654 amino acids)
Biological process (GO): DNA-templated transcription
Cellular component (GO): RNA polymerase I complex
Molecular function (GO): DNA binding; DNA-directed RNA polymerase activity
Source: RefSeq, a predicted model, not a curated record
AUGGAUAUCUCGAAGCCCGUUGGAUCGGAGAUCACGUCGGUCGACUUCGGCGUGAUGACCGCCCAAGACAUACGGAACUUCUCUGCCAUGCAGAUUACCAACCCCACCGUUCUGGACAACCUGGGUCACCCAAUCUCGGGCGGUCUCUACGACCUCGCCCUCGGCGCCUUUUUGCGCAACCUCUGUGCCACCUGCGGCCUCGACGAGAAGUUUUGCCCGGGCCACCAGGGCCACAUUGAGCUGCCCGUGCCUUGCUAUAACCCUCUCUUCUUCAGCCAGCUCUACAUCUUCUUGAGAAGCAGCUGUCUCUACUGCCACGGCUUCAGGCUCAAGGCCUCCGAGGUGCAUCGCUACGCCUGCAAGCUUAAGCUCCUGCAGUACGGGCUCAUCGACGAGUGCUACAAGCUCGACGAGCUGCGGGUCGGCACCCUGCAAACCGCCGUCGACGAGGCCGAGGAGGACGACGGCGAUGACGACAAGCCAUCCAAGCUCGUCGACGUCGCUCUGCUCAGAGAACUCAAAGUCAAGCGCAGAGAGUUCGUCGACAUCAGCAUAGCCACCGCUAUCUCAGAGGGCCGUACCUCUUACAACGGUACCUUCACCGCCACCGUCAACGACGAAAGAAAAGCUUUGAUCCACGACUUCUACAAGAGACUUCUUUCCAGACCAAAGUGUGACAACUGUGGAAUGUUCUCGCCCAAGUUCAGAAAGGACGGUUUCACCAAGAUCUUUGAGACCUCACUCACGGAAAAGCAGCAGACCAAUAACAGAGUCAAGGGUUUGAUCCGUGCUGACAUGAUCAAAAAGCAGCAACAGCGCCGUAAGCUGGCCGACGAUCAGAACUCCGCCGGCGAGCCCAUGGAGGUCGACGAGGACUUCGACAACUCCAGGGAUGCGUCUGCUAGACCCAAGACGGGGUCCACCUACAUUCUGUCUACUGAAGUACGCAACAUCCUGCGGAGCGUCUUCAAGAAAGAGCAGGAGGUUCUGCAGUACGUCUUCCACUCUAGGCCAAACUUAUCUAAAAAGCUAGUUAGAGCCGACAUGUUUUUCUUGGAAGUUGUGAUAGUUCCACCAACCCGUUUCCGCUUGCCUUCCAAGCUGGGCGAGGAAAUUCAUGAAAACACCCAAAACCAGCUUCUGUCUAAGAUCCUGACCACCUCUUUGCUGAUCAGAGAUCUCAAUGAGGAAAUGUCUAAGCUACAAAAAGACAAGGUGUCUGUCGAAGACAAAAAAGUUAUCUUCAACAGGCUCAUGAACGCUUUCGUCACCAUCCAAAAUGACGUUAACGCUUUCAUCGACUCCACUAAGGCUCAAGGAAACACCGGAGGUAAGGUUCCUAUCCCUGGUGUCAAGCAGGCUCUGGAAAAGAAGGAAGGUCUGUUUAGAAAGCACAUGAUGGGAAAGCGUGUUAACUAUGCUGCCAGAUCUGUCAUCUCGCCUGACCCAAACAUUGAGACUAACGAAAUUGGUGUUCCACCGGUUUUUGCUACAAAGCUGACUUACCCAGAGCCCGUCACCUCUUACAACAUCGCGGAGUUGAGACAGGCUGUGAUAAAUGGCCCCGACAAAUGGCCGGGUGCCACUCAAAUUCAGAAUGAAGAUGGGUCGUUGGUCUCCCUCGUCGGCAUGACUACCGAACAGCGCAAGGCUCUCGCCAACCAACUUCUGACUCCUUCCUCGCACAGCGCUACACACUCUUUGAACAAAAAGGUCUACCGUCACAUCAAAAACAGAGAUAUCGUCAUUAUGAACCGUCAACCAACCCUACACAAAGCUUCCAUGAUGGGUCACAAAGUCAGAGUCUUGCCUGGCGAAAAGACAUUGCGUUUGCACUAUGCCAACACCGGUGCUUACAAUGCUGACUUCGAUGGUGAUGAGAUGAACAUGCACUUCCCUCAAAACGAAAACGCUAGAGCUGAGGCUUUCAACCUUGCAAACACUGACUCCCAGUAUCUGACACCAACUUCGGGGUCUCCUGUGAGAGGUUUGAUUCAGGACCACAUUUCUGCAGGUGUGUGGCUGACAAACAAGGAUUCGUUCUUCACAAGGGAAGAGUACCAACAGUAUAUUUAUGGCUGUAUUCGUCCAGAAGAUGGUCACGCAACUAGAAACAAGCUAUUGACCGUUCCACCCGCGGUUUUCAAGCCUGUACCUCUAUGGACCGGUAAACAGAUCAUCACCACCGUUCUUUUGAAUGUUACACCCGCUGACAUGCCAGGUAUCAAUCUUCUUUCAAAGAACAAGAUCAAAAACGAAUACUGGGGCAAAGGAUCCACCGAGAACGAUGUCGUAUUCAAGAACGGCGAAUUGCUGUGCGGUAUCUUGGACAAGUCCCAGUAUGGUGCUUCGAAGUACGGUAUUGUUCACUCUUUGCAUGAAGUCUACGGUCCAGAUGUGUCAGCUAAAGUUCUUUCAGUACUCGGUAGACUCUUCACUAACUACAUUACUGCCACGGCCUUUACAUGUGGUAUGGAUGACUUGCGUCUGACCGAAGAAGGCAACAAGUGGAGAAGCGACAUUUUGAAGACAUCAACUGAUGUCGGUCGUGUAGCUGCAGCCGAAGUCACCAACUUGGAUAAGGACGUUAGUGCAAACGACAGCGAGCUCCUGAAGCGUUUGGAAGAAAUCCUGAGAGACGAUAACAAGCUGGGAAUUCUAGAUGCGGUCACCUCCUCAAAAGUUAACUCUAUCACAUCGCAAGUUGUUUCGAAGUGUGUUCCGGAUGGGACAAUGAAGAAGUUCCCAAACAACUCCAUGCAAGCAAUGGCUCUCUCUGGUGCUAAGGGUUCCAAUGUCAACGUCUCGCAAAUUAUGUGUUUGCUAGGACAACAGGCUCUGGAAGGUAGAAGAGUACCAGUGAUGGUUUCUGGUAAGACUCUGCCAUCCUUCAAACCUUUCGAAACCGAUGCUAUGGCUGGUGGUUACAUCAAAGGCCGGUUUUACUCAGGUAUCAAACCUCAGGAGUACUACUUCCACUGUAUGGCUGGUCGUGAAGGUUUGAUCGACACAGCUGUCAAGACCUCUAGAUCCGGGUACUUACAGCGUUGUUUGACUAAACAGCUAGAAGGUGUUCACAUCUCUUAUGACAACUCUGUAAGAGACGCCGAUGGUACUCUCAUCCAAUUCUUGUACGGUGGUGAUGCGGUUGAUGUGACCCAAGAAUCUCACAUGACUCAAUUCAAGUUCUGUGCAGACAACUACGAUGCUCUUCUGAAGAAGUAUAAUCCAGCGGCUCUGAUAGAACAUCUCGAUGUUGAGAGUGCCUUGAAGUACUCCAAAAAAGCGCUCAAGCACAGAAAGAAGACCGAAAAGGUCCCACACUACUCUCAAAAGGUCAAGUACGAUCCUGUGGUUUCGAAGUUCAACCCUUCAAAGUAUUUGGGUUCCGUUUCCGAAAACUUCCAAGACAAACUUGAGAGCUUUAUCGACUCUAACAACGAUCUCUUUAAGUCGCGCGACACUGUGAGCGAGAAGAAAUUCCGUGCUCUAAUGCAACUGAAGUAUAUGCGCUCUUUGAUUAAUCCUGGUGAAGCUGUGGGUAUCAUUGCCUCUCAAUCUGUCGGUGAGCCAUCCACGCAAAUGACUUUGAAUACCUUCCACUUUGCUGGUCACGGUGCCGCAAACGUCACCUUGGGUAUCCCUCGUAUGAGAGAAAUCAUUAUGACAGCUUCUGCCGCUAUCAAGACUCCACAGAUGACCUUACCUAUUCUGGCUGAUGUUACUGACCCUCAAGCAGACACUUUCUGUAAAUCGGUGACCAAGGUCAUGCUAUCCGAAGUUGUUGACAGAGUUGAGGUUACAGAAUCUACCGGUUUCUCGGAGGGAAGCACUGGUUCAAGAUCUUACUUUAUCAACAUGAAGUUCUUCGGAAGCGAUGAAUAUGGCGAGGAAUACGACGUUUCUAAAGAAGAGCUGCAGAACGUCGUUGCUGAAAAGUUCUUGAAAUCUCUUGAGGUCGCAAUCGUCAAAGAAAUCAAAAAGCAGAAAAAGAUGGCUUCGCCUGAGAUCGGUGUUGCAGUCCCCAGAUCGCAAGCUGCUAUUGCUUCCGGUGAGGGAGGAAAGAUUGAUGACGAAGACAAUGACGAGCAAGAGUCAAGAAAGAGGACCAAACAAGCUGUGUCGUACGACGAUCCCGAUGACGAUGAGGUUGAAACCAUGAGGGAAGCUGAAAAGUCGUCCGACGAGGAGGUUGACUCUGAGAUGGACUCUGACUCAUCAGACUCUGACGACGCAGAGGAUGUUGAAGAGGAGAAGCCUCUUUCAAAUAAAACUAAAUCCGGACUCACCAAAGUUCAGCGUGAUAGACAGUCUGCAGUUGUAUCUUCCCACAGAUUUGUCACGAAGUACAACUUCGAUGACGAAGACGGAGAAUGGUGUCAGUUCACUAUCGAGCUGGCCGCUGACACCGAAAAGCUGCUGAUGGUUAACAUUGUUGAAGAUAUCUGUCGCAAGUCCGUCAUUAGAGAGGUGAAAAACAUUGACAGAUGUGUUCACCCAGAACCUGAGAACGGAAAGCGUAUCCUUGUCACCGAGGGUGUCAACUUCCAAGAAAUGUGGGACCAAGACGCCUUCAUCGACGUCAACGGUAUUACGUCGAACGACGUUGCAUCUGUUUUGAAGACGUAUGGUGUUGAGGCCGCAAGAAACACCAUUGUGAACGAAAUCAACAAUGUCUUUUCUCGUUAUGCUAUCUCGGUCUCUUUCCGUCAUUUGGACUUGAUCGCUGAUAUGAUGACAAGACAAGGAACUUACCUUGCUUUCAACAGACAAGGCAUGGAGACCUCGACGUCUUCCCUAAUGAAGAUGUCUUAUGAAACCACUUGUCAGUUCUUAACGAAGGCUGUUUUGGACAACGAAUGUGAAAACCUCGACAGUCCUUCUGCCAGGAUUGUUUUAGGAAAACUAAACAAUGUUGGUACCGGCGCUUUUGACGUUUUGGCCAAAGUCCCCGCAUCGCAUUAA